CAAAAUACGACACUGGCAGAAAUCGGCAGAAUUUAUGUCGUAUCUGUCAUCUGUCAGAUGAAAUUGGCUGGGUUGCAAAACUUGCAAAUGGAAAAGGAGGGAAAAUAAAUAAAUACUUAAAGUAAAAGUUUUGAUCAAGAGAAAUAGAUUAUAAAUUGUGUCACUACGUUGUAAUUGUAUAAGUUUUGUGUUUCUUUUGUUCGUGUAUUUUGUAAUAGCAUCCAGGAUUAUGUCAAUGACUUUUAUGAUAUAAAAAAAAUGUCUGUUCCAAGUCUGCAAGCUUUGAGCUUACAGAAAGUUGUGACGCGAUUAUGGUGGACUUCCGAUCUACGAGACGCUCUUCUUGACAUAGCAGUGGAUAUUAAAUGGUACGGAACAGGCACUUUCCUACUAACAGAGGAAUCAAAAACGAUACGAAACACUUAUCAAGAAAUUAUAAAGGCAAUUUUAACCAAAGUGACUGCUGCUACCAAUAUUCCAUUAAGAAUCAAACUAAAAAUAGCCUUGUCUUUGAUGAGAAUAGAAAAUGACACACUGAAAAGUAUUGUGGAUCUUACAAAGUUUUUAUGUGAGCCAUCAAAGGAAAACAUUGCAUACUGCAUUGAUAAAGUAUGGUUUACUACUGAUUGCACUGUGGAUCGGUGUGAAACUGUCCUCUCAAUAUUGCAAUAUUCAUAUAUGAACCUUGAAAUAAAUGCAUAUAAUAUAAGCAAGUUUUGCUUAAUAACACCUGAUAAGCUAUUUGACAUGAUGCGUUAUAUGCGUACAAUAUGCUGUGAUAGAAAAGAAAUUAGUAUGAAAAUAUGUAAACUGCUAAAAGCAAUUUUGAAUUUUGACAUGUAUGAUAGAAUGGAAACUGAUGCUAGAUGCUCCAAGUUUUUUAAAUGUGAUCCUGAUAUGUAUCAAUAUGACGAAAUUCUUGUCUUAGCUCAUAUUUUAUUAAAUGAAAGUACAGAAAUCUUUAGACAUUUUUACAAUAAUUGGAAUACAACAAAAAAAGUUCAGAAAUUGGCAUCAGCUACAGUGUGUGUUGUACUAUCCUGUGAAAAUUCCUUUUCAAUACAAGAGAGCUUAAUAUAUGCCUAUAAAAUCCUACCAGACAAAUUAUUCCUGAAAAUAUUAUUAAGAUUUCACAAAUUAGUGUUUGACAAACUAUUCUUAAGUUUUUUCAGCUCUACAUGUCUUGAUUUUUUCAAUUUAUUAUUGAAAAAUAACCAAUUUAAAAUUUGUAGAGAUAUUUUGCAUAACACUGAAGAGAUAUUAUGUAAACAAGUCCCUGAAACUAGUUACAAGAGCAUUGUAUAUGAUAAUAGCAAAUGCACAUUCAUGAAUAUGUGGAGUCAAGCUCCAGACUCAGUGAAACUGCUUCUUAGAGAAGGAUUGAAUGACAUGAUGGACUGUGCUCUCAAGAACAAUGAUGUGCAGUUGCUCAGCAUCUUCCUUAAUGAUAGUGCAUUUUCAAAUGAAGAAAAACAACAGCACUACAUUCACUUAUUCAGUAGGCUAGUCCUGCCAUCAAACCAGAGCAAAGUGAAUGAAAUUACAGAAGAAGUGGCUGGAUUUGACAUUAAUGAAAUUAUCAAUAACAUUACUGUAGCUGAUUUCAAAAAGAUUCUGAUUAAAAUUUGUGAAACGCAAUGUAAUUUGGAAUACCUGGUAAAAAAUAUAGAUGAGGAAGUAUUGAUUAACUUUAAAAUAGAAGUAACAAAAGAUAAACAGUUCAUGAUUGAUUUGAUAAUUGCAGUCCUGAUCACAAGUGACGCAGAAAAAAAUAUGAAAUACUUGUUCAUGUGGCUGUUCAACAAUGAAGCUGAUGCUCAACAUUAUGUGCAGAAGUAUUUGGUCUCAGAUUUUUGGUUGGCUGAUCUAUACAAAACAUAUUUACUGACAACAUCAAACAAGUCUGUCUACCCAAACACAGAUAUUUUUAAAUAUUUGAAUGUUCCUGAUGAUAUCAAAAACUUAGUAAAAGAAAUAACACGCAAUGAUUUAAAACUAGUUUUUAAACUGUGUGAAAAGUAUACUGCAAGAAAGUUCUGUAAAAUAUAUAAACUUCUAUCAUGUCUAUAUAAUGAAAACCAAGGAAAAGAAAAAGCGCAGUUAAAAUUGCAGUUUUUACAUUCAAAAUGUGGUGAGAAGAGCAUUUACCGCCUAUUUAGCUCUAAUUACUUUAACGAAAACUGGUAUGUGACGUAUCAGUUCAUGGACACAAUCAAAUACUAUUUUAAAUUUCACAAAUAUUGGCUCGAUUGUGAAUUUCGAAAUGAAGAGUUUGAAUGUUUUAUAAAAAAUCUCCCACAAAAGCUUCCACACCCUAAUUCUGUAGGAGAGUUGAAACAUUUGAAGACAAGACACCAUACUGGGAGAAUACCUUUGUUUUAUUCAGAGAGUCCACGUGAUAACAGGGUCAUUGUAGAUGCAAACUAUCGCAUAUUUUGUAAUAUCAUUUUGCUUGAUGCAGUAGCCAAAUACCGUGUGUCGAUGUACAUGAAUCAUGGACUUCAAGGUACUCUUACUGAAUAUUCUGUAAAAUUUCCAUCAGAAUGGUACACCUUUAAGGAAAUACCUGUUGUAUUAGAAUAAAUUUCGUUUUCAAAGGAAACUCUUUAUUUAUAUAGUUAGCCACGAUGAGAAUGCAAAAAUAAGCUUAUGUCAACAAAUACCUGAAACUACCUAUAUUUGAUCUCAUACAAAUUAUUAAUUAAGUAAUAUACAAAAAUAUGUCUGUGAAUCCUAAUUACU
Molecule: messenger RNA, 2742 nt
Organism: Plutella xylostella (diamondback moth)
Lineage: Eukaryota; Metazoa; Arthropoda; Insecta; Lepidoptera; Plutellidae
Source: RefSeq, a predicted model, not a curated record